Molecule: messenger RNA, 2064 nt
Organism: Neoarius graeffei (lesser salmon catfish)
Lineage: Eukaryota; Metazoa; Chordata; Actinopteri; Siluriformes; Ariidae
Exons: 6
Coding region: 254-1804 (516 amino acids)
Biological process (GO): base-excision repair
Cellular component (GO): nucleus
Molecular function (GO): phosphoric diester hydrolase activity; double-stranded DNA 3'-5' DNA exonuclease activity; DNA-(apurinic or apyrimidinic site) endonuclease activity
Source: RefSeq, a predicted model, not a curated record
UACAACUUGUUUGUGUUUUUGAGUUCUGCCAUCAGCUGAGUGCAUAAGUUGCCAAAUCGGAACUAAGAUCAAGUGAUCAACCAGCAACAAAAGUGAGUUGCCUGUCUGGAUUUUUUAAGAGGGACAUGAGACAUUGAGGGGAGAUGGGACAUUAUGUUGGGAGACUUGGGACAAAAUCCAGUGUGGAAUCUUAAGUUGCCUGUCUGGUCUUUAAGCUGACUGCUGAGCAUAAGAAUUUGCAGAAGCAUAAAUAAUGACUUCACAAACAGAAACAAGCCUCUGUUUUGUCACCUGGAACAUCCGUGGUAUAAAAAAGCCACGGAAGCUUUCACGUUUGUUGGAAACCCUCAGAAAACUUCAGGCUGAUAUUGUCUUUUUACAAGAGACACAUGUUGGGCUAGAGUAUGACCUGCAAAAGAAAGUGGAAGAUGAGACUGAAAAAACAUGGACGGUCUUCUAUACUGUUCACAGCCCUGCCAGCAAAGGAGUUGCAAUACUGAUAAAAAACACCAUACCUUUUGAGUACAAACGCCAUGAUGAGGACUGUAGUGGAGGUUACAUUGUGCUCUUCUGUCAUCUUCAUGGUGAAAUGUUCACUCUCGUUAAUGUGUACAAUCAUCAGCAUGACAGAAUUGUCUUGGGUAGAUUGAAAGAAUAUUUGAUGGAAACAGCUGAGGGUGUGCUGGUGGUUGGAGGUGAUUUCAACACAGUUUUACAUCCCUGCUUUGAUCGGAGACCUUCAGCAUUCAAUCCGUAUAAUUCACCAUUGAAAAGAGUUUUAGAAGACUUUACUGUUUCUCUGAAUCUCAGAGACACCUGGUCAUACUUGCACGCUGCUGAUGUGGGUUUUACACGACGUCAGGGUGCGAGUCAGUCUAGGAUAGACAUGUUUUUUAUGCACAAUGACAUAGUGGGACGAGUGCGCAGUAUCACAGUAGAGCAGUAUAAACUUUCUGAUCAUAAUCCACUUCUCCUGGAAGUUGAAGUGCAGCAACAGAACAGAACAGCAACAGGAAAUAAAUUUCCAAGAGUUUCAAAAAAAAAUUAUACAUUCCAGUAUCCAAGACACCCGGACGACAGGAUCCCAGGGAAGAUUAGUGGGGCAGAAAUCCUGAGUGUCAUCAAGAGUUUGCCUGACUCACAAGAAGAAAGACCUGAUCAAAGGCAAGUGGGCUACUACAAACGUCGUCAGUGGCAAAUGACAGAAACCUUAAAGACAAAGUACAACGACAUGUUAAGGACUAAUUCUGUAUCUGAAGCAUUUAAAGAAUCUCGUCUUUCAAAAGACAGAUUCGUCUUCAAUGUAGAAUAUUUGAUAUUCUCUCAGAUUUUGGCCAAGCGCCUUAGUGCAUACAUUUUCCCUUAUAACAAGAAAAAGCAAGAAAAAAACCUUGAUAAAUUUCUCACUGUGACAUUCAAGAAAGGCACACAAAAAAUCAAAUGGUCUUUCCUUGAGAAAAGCCUUGAACCGGAAGAAGGCUUGAAAAGGAAACUGAUCGGCUCUGCCCCACGAGCAAAAUUUCAUAUUCUGAAACACCUUCUGCCAACAGACCAAGGCUCUUCAGGGGAACUCGGACUUUUACUGCCUGGCUGUCCACUCACCCGCACUCUCCUUAAUUUAGCUCUGAAUAAGCUAGAUUGGAUUCUCAAUAGUGAGAAGGAGUGCAGGAGCAGUGUUUGUUUUCAGAGACAGGCUUUGCUCAUACAUGCAUAUCAGAAGAAACAAAAGAAACAAAAAGUUGCUCGGCUAGUUGAAGAUUUUGAGGGAUAUUCAGGAUUGAAAUUUGAAAAAAACUUUGCAUAAUAGACUGAGAUUAUUAAAGUGCCCUGUUGUAUGUGACAGACAGAUUACAUUCAUGAACUUGCUGUGGUAGGAUUACAAAAUAUCAAGACACAAGCAAGACAAACUAUAUAAUUUUAUAUUGUCAUGCUGAUUUUAAAACACUUUAUUGAUGUACAGAGCUACCUUGCUUGUAAAUAUUUAGAGAAUUUUUAAAGUUAUCUUAAAAUAUUAUGUAUCAGACAGGUUCUUUACAGCAUCUGCAUUACAAAUUGUGAAACAAC